UUAUGUUUCGCAUUUGUAGGCUUUUUUUUAACCAUGAUUGAUGAAUGGAUACAGGCGUCAACUCUAGCUAUUACAACGAGGGUUACUUGAGAAUUUUCUGAUAGCAAUCCUCCAACUACAUCCCACCAAUGACAAUCACGCAUCAGUGUUGGCGUCAGAAAACUCGAGAAUCAUCUCACUCCAACACAGAUUCCUCGCCCAAAGUCGCCGAUCUAAAUCCAUCUGACAAUGGCACCGCCAAUUCCGUACUCUCUUCUCCGAGAGUGGAAGCAGCAAGUCCAUACUCUUGACGACCCUUUCAUAUCCCAACUCCCCAAAAUCGAGCUACACAUCCACAUAGAAGGGACUCUCACUCCGUCCCUCCGCUUCAAGCUAGCUUCGCCAGAAACUUCUCCCUCUUCACUCCCAGCGUCUUCAAAAUGACUUCAGUACUCUAUCAGAGUUAGAAGAAACGUAUCAACUUCUAGAACCUCCAGGUAGCAAAGGAACCGGCAUCUCAGCCUUUCUCGAAGCCUAUUACGGGUCCAUGGAAGUCUUAUUGGAGGAAAGUGAUUUCUUUGAGUUGGCGAUGGGCUACUUUUCCAAGACGAGAGAGAUGAACGUAAAGUAUUGUGAGAUUUUGUUUGAUAUACAGGCGCAUACUAGGAGAGGAGUGAGCGUUUCCACAGUGAUGGAUGGAUUUCGACUAGCACAAGUGAAAGCCGGGAAAGAACUAAAUGUUUGUCUCUUCACUUCCCUACUCCAUCUCUUCAUUCUUCAUAUCUAAAGAUUUCCCAAAGGUCAAAUCCCAGUGGAUCGCUUGUUUCCUCCGCAACCUUCCUCAAGAAUCAGCAACGGAGCAUUACGAACUCCUCUUGCCAUAUAAGGAUAUGAUAGUAGGAAUAGGCCUCGAUUCCAACGAAUUUAACCAUCCACCCUCUUUUUUCUACGACCUUUUUCAAAGAGCAAGAAAUGAUGGCUUUAAACUAACUUGUCACUGCGACGUGGCUCAACCAGCAACUCACUCUCAUAUCUACCAAGUAGCUACUUCUCUUGGUGGCACAGGAGCAGAACGCAUCGACCACGGUCUUGAUGCUGCCUCGGACCCUUCUUUGAUCCAGAUUAUCAAAGAAAAAGGAAUCGGGAUGACGCUAUGUCCUUGGGCAUAUGUUCGACAUCACACAGAGGAAGAUAUCUUCGGGUGUCUAAGAAAGCUAUUUGCAGAGGACGUGAAGAUCAUGAUCAGUAGUGACAGUCCGGUUUAUGUGGAGAGCCUUUGGCUGGAUGAUAAUCUGAAGUUGAUUCGUUCAAAAGCAGGGUUUACGAACGAGGAGUUUGAGAGGCUGAUGGUGAAUGCGAUUGAUAUAUGUUGGGCAAAGCAUGAGGUGAAGAUGGCGUUUAGAGAAGAGCUUGCUCAGUUUAUGGAGGAUAUGCGAUAAAUGAAAAUCUAGUGACUCCUAGAAUUUGAGUCUUGGUGCCUGGAGGUACAUUUUGACCAGAGAUUCUUUGAUUGUACGAAACAGUAAGAAUUACGCAUGAAACUUAUCCUGGGAAUGAACAUGAG
This is a messenger RNA of Hymenoscyphus albidus, 1543 nucleotides long. Lineage: Eukaryota; Fungi; Ascomycota; Leotiomycetes; Helotiales; Helotiaceae. The record is from the annotation of a GenBank genome assembly.